Molecule: messenger RNA, 2253 nt
Organism: Microbotryum saponariae
Lineage: Eukaryota; Fungi; Basidiomycota; Microbotryomycetes; Microbotryales; Microbotryaceae
Source: the annotation of a GenBank genome assembly
AUGGACGCGUUCAAAAUACUGACGGCAGGAGCUCGCUUCGACCGCAGACGUUUCAAACAGGACAUCCAAGCGUUCGAGGUCAGCCCGAAGCGUUUCACACAGGUGGUGGUGCCCCUGACCGCAGCACUUCGCAGCCGAGCCAGGACCAACUCGAGCCGAACUGAUCCUGUUUCUUUCCCCCUGUAGCCCAAGUCUCAGACGACCCGAGUGGCAUCAACAUCAACUGCUCUUCCUGCCGAGUUGGACUUUUUCGGGAAUGUGACUGCACCACCAGAAUCGACCGAGACGGCGAGCAAGAAGCGCAAGAAGUCAAAGUCCAACAACCAGCAGCAGCAGCAGCAGCCACCAGAAGCGCGUAAGCAGGGCACGCACAUGCAGUCUUUCGAAAAUAAUUCAGAGUAGCUGACCUAGACCAUGCCAUCCUACAAAAGCCGACUAUGCAACGCUGCUCCGGACCAAGCGCAUCAAGUGCACCGGCGAUGACGUCCCCAACCCGAUACCUUCGUGGAGCCACUUGCCGCAAAACGCUCAAACCACCCUCCUUCACAGCAACUGGACGACCAAGAUGCGCCUCAAUGAACCAACAGGUAUCCAGAUGAGCGCUUGGGGGAUCAUGUUGGAGGUGAGCAACUCCGCCGAAUCACACAAUGCGACCGAGCUCGGUAGCUGACGAGACCGAUCCCAUCCAGAACCGUGACCUUUUGGCAUGUGCACCAACAGGGUCCGGGAAGACCCUCUCCUUCCUCGUGCCUCUGCUCUUAUCCGUCCCUCCGUCCACCUCGGACGAUCCCUCCACCAAGCAAGGACCCAUCGCCCCUCGAGCGAUCAUCCUUGAACCGACACGAGAAUUGGCGAUGCAAGUGCAACGAGAAGCCUUAGCCUUGUCACAGGGUGGCCGAUGGAAGAUCCGAGUGCUGGGUGAGGAUGGGGUUGGGGUUGGGCAGAAGCCAGAAAAGAAGAACAAGAAGCGCAGCAAAGCAGAAAAGAAGGCAGGCAAGGAGGGCAGUAAGACGACCGAGGAGGGGGCAGAAGAGGCCGAGCUGCUCCUGGAAGAGAAGCAAGAGGAGGAAGGUGGCGUAGUCGGUAAGUCUGAAGAACGAGAAACUCGUGACUUGUGUCGGUGCUCAUCAUGUCUGCCGUCCCCAUCUCAUCAGAGAUCCUCAUCAGCACCCCAUUGCGACUGAUCUACGCCAUCAAGUCCUCCCAAGUCUCGGUCGUCGGCACAAGUCAUCUCAUCCUCGACGAAUCGGACAAGUUGUUCGAACUCAACUUUCUCGCUCAAACAGACGAAAUCAUCUCCCACCUCACCUCGACGACCCAAAAAGCCAUGUUCUCCGCGACGCUUCCCUCAAGCAUCGAAGAGCUUGCCAAGACGGUGAUGAAACCUUCUUUGAUCCGUGCGAUCGUCGGUCACAAGGAUGCUGCGAACGACCAAAUCGACCAAACACUACUCUUCGUUGGUGCAGAGGAUCAUAAGCUCUUGAGCUUGCGCACACUGAUCGCCCAAGGUCAAUUUACUCCCCCCGUCUUGAUUUUCGUUCAAUCGAUCCUGAGGGCCAAAGAGCUCGCGACCGAACUCGUCUUGGACGGCAUCAACGUCGAUACAAUCCAUGCCGAACGAACGGCAGCGGAGCGGGAUGCGGCGGUGCAGGCUUUCGCGCAGGGCAAGGUGUGGUGUUUGAUCGCGACGGAUGUGUUGGGCCGAGGGGUUGAUUUCAGGGGGGUCAAGUUGGUCAUCAACUACGACUUCCCGCAGAGCGCUGGAAGCUACGUCCAUAGAAUUGGCGAGUUUGCUAUACCUAGGAGCUUGAUCUGAACUGGCGCUGAUUGAUCUCAUCUCUCACCACGACAGGGCGAACGGGUCGAGCUGGGAACCCCGGCAAAGCCAUUACAUUCUUCACUCAAGCGGACGCUCCCUACCUGAAGAUGUAAGCCAUCAAAGCUCUCGUAUCUCGGCUUCUUCAUUCAACCCCCUGAUGUUUGUCCAAGUCCACGCUUUCAUUCAGCAUCGUCAACGUCAUGCGUUCCUCCGGGUGCGCCGUCCCCUCCUACAUGCUCGACCUCAAAGCUCCUUCACAAGACGACAAGAAACGACUCCGUCUCACACCCGUCGGGCGAAAGGACAUCAGUCGAACGAACGGGUCUGGUAACAAGGACGCGAGGGAUCGUAAAGGAAAGAAGAGGGAAAGGAUCAUGGGUGGUGAAGAGGGUGUGUUUAAGAAGAGGAAGGAGAAGGUUCAGAUCGAAGAGUAG